AUGAACAGCCGCCGGGGACAGGGGCCCGCUGUCGCCAAUAAACGUCGCACCUUCGACAAAGGGAAGGUGUCGGCAUCAAAGGAAAAUGAUUUUUCCAGAAUGUUGACUCCAGAAGCGGUCAUAUCAGACACAGAUACUUCCAGAUCGCUUGCAGUCUUUCAAGCAAAAUCCAUUUCCAGGAAAAAAUCUGAAUUGGGCAACGAACUUGGUAACAUUACAGAAAGACUGGCUAAGACUUUGGAUGAAUUUGAGGAAUUAUACGAUUCUUCCCCCCAGAGUCCUUCAUUUGCUAACCUGACAGCCAAUGUAGAUGCCAUGGAGUCCAGUGAGUUCAAAUAUAAAAUGAAUAGUUUUCUCAAUCGCUACAAAUCAUUGAGUGAACAAAUGGAGGAAGCAAAUGCCGAUCGAAGUGGGAUCAUAGAUUCACUAUCACAGAUUAUUGAAGAUUCCGACGUGUUAAGCAAUGUGUCGUUUGACGAGAUUGGUCAUAUGACGGACGAGGGAGUCAGGUCGAAAGCUGAACUCCAGAAGUUAGUCAUUGCUAAAUUCAAAUCCAUACAUAUAGCCCAUAAACGUAAAGACGCAUUAAGUAAACAUCGAAAACUACACUGGAAAUAUGCCGCUAACGAAAUCGUUGAACUACUAAAGCAUGUGCGCAGUGAAGGCGUGGGAGAAUUAGCGAAGUUGGAAGAAAAACUGAAGUCUAUUCAUUCACACCUAGAGAAGCAAAGUGAAUUCUCAGAUAGUAUGGAGACACAGUUAAUGCAAGAGAAAGCGGUGUGCGCCAAAUUAGGAUCAGAAAAUGCUAUGCUAAGCAAUGAGAUCCAAUUUGGUCAAGAAGAAGCUGAGAAAUAUAGGGACUACAUUAUUAGACUGAAGAAGAAAUGUCGACAGUUAGAAAAUACAAGAGUAACUCCUGUUCCUGGUGAAUCUGAUGGUAGCAGUGGGGUAGUACAAACCAGUCUUCACAAUAACUAUGAUCCGAAUGAGGGAAAAGAUUCGUUUGUUUUAAAAACUCAGUUAAGAGACUUGAGGCAGCGAUGUGAUAACAUUGAAAGUGAAAAUAGUAGUCUCAAGGCCGCGACUCAAGAACUUGAAAAUGAUUUAGAGGAAAAGGAAAUCACAAUUCGUGGUUUGGAAUCGCAUUUGGAUGAUAUGAGGGAUAAGGUACGGAAGUCAGAACGAGAUUUAAAGAAACUGCAAGACACGUUGGAUUCCAGGCCUAAGUCUGAAAAUCCUGAAGGGAAACCCAACCAUUACUGCACACAUUGUAACUGUCAUCUCCACUAUAGGGUUAACGUAUCUAAUAAAUUGGCUGUGUUACAUAAACACGUCACAACACACAUGGAACAAGUAGGAGAUGAGACAAAUGCUGCCGAGAGAGCUCAACAAUUACAGUCAGCGCUAGGUAACCCGGCCGGUGACCCCAAAAAUGACGUAGCACUCCUCGUUGACCUGAGUAAGAAAUUGAAAAGAGAUCUUGAAGAAACGGAGAGUAAAUUGAGUGAAGCUUAUAAAGAGAUUGAUAGGUUAAAAAAAGACCAAGACGAGCUGUGUGGAGAACUGGAUAAGACAAAGACAAUUAUAAGACAGCACGAACGAACCAAAAUGGGUUCUAUAACUGUUAAAGACUUGCAAAAACAGAAGAAGAAUGCCACUAAUAAACAGCAGAAAUCAUCAGAGAGUGGUAAGGGAAAAAUGGCGAGUGUAGUUGAGAAUGUGAUAGAACUAACCAAGCAAGCGGAUGGUAGAAAUCUGUACGUAGAUCCUUUUGCCUCUGAUGAGGAAAAUGAAGAUACAUCAGAUACAUCGGUACACAGAUCACCUAGUGGAGAAAAGGCACGACAUUUGAAGCGAAUGAGACAAGUUCCAGUACCGAACUCUAACCAGACCAUGACAGUAGUAGAUGAUAUAUUUGUGAUUAACAAGAAUGUUCAGACGGAUCCUUUUAAACUGGAACAGAACAGAAGUUCAUCGGCUGAUAGGCAGCCGUGGAAACCUAUGAUUGACAUGAAGUCAAUUGGUAUAGCAAUGGAAGAUGGUAUCAAUCCUAAAAAAAUGGGAGACAUUGUACAACGUACCACAGAUGUCGUUCAGAAAGAGUAUGAGAAGAUCAUGACAGGAUUUAAUGGAUUUGUGAAGUAUACCAGUGAUUUAUUGAACGAAGAAUCGAAUAUGAUGCAAUCAGCUAAUGAAAAUAUAAGAUCUAAACUGUCAGUCGGUACUGUCAAAGACAUCAAAAGUGGUGUGAAGAAACAGUUGAAUGCUGAUCAGAAUAUUGGAAAUGGGCAAGUUUCAAACCAAACAAAUGCCGAACCACAGCCAACGGUUAGAGGAAACUUUUCCCUUGUUAAAAACAACAGAAGGUCAAAGUACCAUCAGCAUGGAGCAUUUUCAAGUUAUACUUCUGGACAACGGAAAUUGCCAAGUUCACAAGGAAUGCCUCACAGCAGACAAGAUUACAACCAAGUUCCUGGUCAACAAAGUCAAGGUUUCGAUUGGAAAGACAAUUUAUCAAUGAUGGGCUUACAUAUAUCUGAUAUAUUAGAAGAUACUGUUGGUUUAUUCAAGAAUGGUCUCAAACAACAGGAAUUUGAUUAUUCCAUGUUACAUGAUGCUUUAGAGAAAAAGAAGAGGAGACAGCAAGAUACAGGAGUUGUGAAAAAAAUCAUGAAAAAGCCUGUCCAGGAUCGUUACGUCAAAUUACCGAAUCUGAAGCCUGUGAAUGUAGUGAGUCGUAGUUUUGGUGACUCGGUUUCUGUAGAUGGUUCUAAAUCAGACUCCUCUGAGAUAAAUCUACAUUUGCCAGCAUUGUUGGUGCACGAUGGACAGAAGAUUACCAAUAAAGGGGAAUUCAAGGUUGCCAAGACAACUAUACCAACUAGAGGUUUGAUAAGACUAGAAUCGGAAAAUACAGCCACGUCACCUCAAAUGAACACACUUAAAGAACACACCAAGAAACGUAGCCGGCCAACACCGAUAUCGCAUGAGAAGUUACAGGGCAAACAGCAACAGGUGCUUGGUAAAACUGGAUAUGAUGAUAAUGAUAUAGCCACUGUCAAUGUGUUGCAGAAAAAAAUAUUGAAGUUUGAAGAUUACGAUGCAUCCAAUAAGCUGCACAACAUCAACUUCCGCAUUCAUGAUUCGAAGCAAAUGAAGGAAUCUUCAAACAGGAAGAUGACAUUAGCACGGUUAUCCAACAAAUCGAUUUUACGACCGGUAACUGAUGGCUACAAGGAGUAA
Messenger RNA from Saccoglossus kowalevskii, 3243 nucleotides. RefSeq names its product putative leucine-rich repeat-containing protein DDB_G0290503-like. The record is from RefSeq and is a predicted model, not a curated record. Lineage: Eukaryota; Metazoa; Hemichordata; Enteropneusta; Harrimaniidae.